AUGCAAGAUUCUCCCUUGUUAUCAAGUCCCGAUGAGAAGAAAUUUGGUCAUCUUCAUCACCAUUCUCUCAGUAACAGUCAUUCAAAAUCACAUACAAAUUCAAAUGCUUCAUCAUCGGAGUCAAUCAAUGGACAAAAUAGUGAUAAUAACGAUAAUGAUUCCGAUAGUAAACGAAAGAAACGUCGUAAUCGUACAACAUUUACAAGUUUUCAAUUAGAAGAAAUGGAACGUGUGUUUCAGAAAACACAUUAUCCUGAUGUAUAUGUUAGAGAACAACUUGCACAUAGAACUGAUCUAACUGAAGCAAGAGUACAGGUAUGGUUUCAAAAUCGUCGAGCAAAAUGGCGAAAACGAGAACGAUAUGCUCAAGUUCCUCAGAUACGCACACUUGCCAAUACAUCAAAUCCAUACGAUAUGGCAUUGAUCAGUAGUAAUGCCGUCGCACAAUAUCCAUCAUUAUCAACAAAUAAUUGGUGUAAUCAAACGGGAAAUCCUAUGCAAAUACAAUCGUGUGGUAAUGGUGGAAUUUCACCAUCAUCAGUAACAAAUCCAAUACAAAAUUUUAUGGGAACAUUGGGAACAAUGCCCUAUCCAUUUCCACCAUCAUCCUCUAUUGGAUCACAAAAUACAUCGAAUUUUAACUCAUCGACAAUGUGUAAUUAUGGUUAUAUUAGUCCCGAUCAUCGUCAAUCGAGUAUAGCCACAUUGCGUCUAAAAGCAAGAGAACAUAGUGUAGCACUAGGCGGCAUGAAACAAGAAAAAAUAACAACCAAUCCAACGGAGUUGAUCUAUAUCCUACAUCACGUCUGGGGUGUAUUGUCUCGCAUAAGUGCAACUAUACAGAAUAUGCAUUUUUAA
This is a messenger RNA of Didymodactylos carnosus, 858 nucleotides long. The record is from the annotation of a GenBank genome assembly. NCBI's taxonomy places the organism in Eukaryota, Metazoa, Rotifera, Eurotatoria, Philodinida, Philodinidae.